Messenger RNA from Emiliania huxleyi CCMP1516, 950 nucleotides. RefSeq lists its product as hypothetical. Gene Ontology annotation, cellular component: GINS complex. Bases 36 to 575 code for a protein of 179 amino acids. Lineage: Eukaryota; Haptophyta; Isochrysidales; Noelaerhabdaceae. The record is from RefSeq and is a predicted model, not a curated record. The transcript has 6 exons. Gene Ontology annotation, biological process: mitotic DNA replication initiation.
UCGAUGUGUCGGCGCUGCUGAGAGAGGAGGAGGUGAUGGUGGCAGGGUUGGACCACGACGCAGGCUCGGAGCUGGCUUGGCUGGAUGCGGCGGCGCACCCCAAUCGCCCGCUCGAGGCCGGCCACGUGCUGCGGCUUCCCCUCUGGUGCGCUGGCAAGCUGCACGACUACGGGCACGUGACCCUCGCGCUGCCGGAGAUGUUCUCUGACGGGCCGAGGCGCGACAUGGACGCGGACGCGUCGCACCUCAACCUGCGCGAGUGCUGCGACUGGUACUUUGAGACCGGCCGCGAGCUCGCAGGGCGGCUCAACGACGAGAGCCUGCUCGAGACGCUCAGCCGCGGCUUCGUGGCACGCUUCCACAAGCUGCUGGGCGCGGCGCUCUCCGCCUCGUCGCGCGUCGACACCACCGCGCAGAAGGCCAAGCUCACGCGAGUCGAGCGGGCUCUCUUCGACGCAGGCCAGCACGCGAAGCGCAGCGCCGACGCCUGGCGCCUCGCAAGGAACGCAAAGCUCGAGGCCUCAAAGUUCGCGGCGCGCCGGCGCAAGCGCAAGGCGGGCGCGGGCGACAUAUGAGCGCGCGGCUACCUCCCGACGAGCGAGCGAGGCUCGAGGCGGCGUACAACGGUCGGCUUGGAGCCCUCCGGCGGCGCUUGCCCUGCGCCGUUUCUCGCGGAGCGCGGAGGCGGCGGGCGGCAGUGUGCCAGCCCACGCGCCACGCCCCCGGCUGGCUGCACGUGAUCGCGGCACGCGGUGGCGCUUCUGCCGCUUCCCCCGCAGCCGAGACCCGGGACCGAUGGCUGUGUGCCACAUGUACCGCGGGACGACACAAAGUACUGGAUCUCAUGGCAGGGCGCAGGGGGGGGGAUCGAGGCGCGUCCGGCGUAUUUGCGGGAGUACGUUAUACCCGCGGGGACUGUAAUUUUAGGCCCGCAUGAGCCAUGCAUGUAU